Messenger RNA from Phacochoerus africanus (Common warthog), 2545 nucleotides. RefSeq names its product C-X-C motif chemokine ligand 9 (gene CXCL9). The record is from RefSeq and is a predicted model, not a curated record. Lineage: Eukaryota; Metazoa; Chordata; Mammalia; Artiodactyla; Suidae. Gene Ontology annotation, molecular function: chemokine activity; CXCR chemokine receptor binding. Gene Ontology annotation, biological process: chemokine-mediated signaling pathway; inflammatory response; cellular response to lipopolysaccharide. The transcript is spliced from 4 exons. The coding region runs from base 91 to 471 and encodes 126 amino acids. Gene Ontology annotation, cellular component: extracellular region.
AAGCAUGUUUUCUAAAGAAUUUCUCAGGCUUGAAAUCCAAUACAGAGUGACUCAGUGGAACACCUACAGAAGUGACACUGUUCUACCACUAUGAAGAAAAGCAGUGUUGCCUUGCUUUUGGGUAUCAUCUUCCUGACUCUGAUUGGAGUUCAAGGAACCCUACUAAUGAGGAAUGGACGUUGUUCCUGCAUCAACACCAGCCAAAGGAUGAUCCAUUUAAAAUCCUUAAGGGAUCUUAAACAAUUCACCCCAAGCCCUUCUUGUGAGAAAAUGGAAGUCAUUGCUACAAUGAAGAAUGGGGAUCAAACAUGUCUAAACCCAGAUUCACCAGAUGUGAAAAAAUUGAUUAAAGAGUGGGAGAAACAGGUCAGCCUAAAGAAAAAGCAAAAGAAAGGGAAAAAACAUCCAAAAACCAAGAAAGUUCGAAAAGUUAAAAAAUCUCAACGUCCUGAUCAAAAGAAGAUGACAUGAGGGACCAUGUUACCAACAAGUAUUCUGUGUUAAAAAGCUUCUCUUUAACCACCCUGAAAUAAUUCCAAAAGGGGAGGGCAUCUUAAUGCAUAAGCUUAUUGAUUUGACUAGAAAAAUUAAAGCAUUAUUAUGUCAGAGUAAUUCAAGCUAGAAGCUUGCUUUUAAAAUCCCAGUAUGAAGAAUGUUUAGAAGCUAUAGUUUGUCUUUGUUCUUCCAUCUCCAACCAACUGGAUUUCAUCAUGCUUUAGCUACAGUCCUAGUAACGCCCACACCUGGGCAGACAUCCUCACAAACACAUCCCACCCAACAGCUGCCUGGAAGAGCAGCCAUGGGCUUUCCAGGCCACACACUGCAGCCUCCAGAGACCAUCUUUAGAUACAGGUCAACAGCCCCCAGCCUGGCAGCGUGCUGGUAAGCCAGGCAGUUUGGAAUUGAGCUGGACCUCGCCAAGCUGCCAUGGCCAUCAGCAUCUAUAUUCAUGUCAGCCUAUGGGUCUCACAUACAACAUUUCUGAGAGGUUCAUUUCUGAGGGCCGCCUCUGGAGAGCACUAGCACUUGGCCUUCUGAAACUUCUGUCUGGUUUUGAGGCCAUGUGACCCCAUCUUGCCUUUCCAGGCUGACCACAUCAGUCUUUGGUCCCUUCUGCCUCAGUCAGGCCAGUUCCUCGCCAUCCUAUGGCAAUGCAGUGCCUGCUCCUUCUACCACACAGGUCGUGCUCUCACUCGCCUUGGUCAACUGCUUCCUCCCACUUCCCCAACACCCCACGGAUAUGCCCCUUCUCUUCACUCAGCCUCACUUGAUCACUUCAAGGCUUAAUUUUAUCCUCCCUCUUAAAUAGAACCUUCUAGAUACUUGGAUCAUUUUAAAACUAUUUCACUUAUAUUCAGUGCCAUAUAGAUGAACACUUGUUUCCUAAUUAUUUUGUGUGUGUUUUAUCUCUCUAACAAGAUUGUCAGCUCCUUGAGGGCAGGGGCCAGAGUUUAUUUCCCUGAAUCUGCCAUCAUGCCUAAUAUACUGUGGAACUGGGUUUGGCAUCAUUUCUUCACUGCAGUUGCUGCAGGUAGGAGAGCAACCAGACCAUCUCCUCGGAGCAGGAGCUGGCUAUUUACUGGCUACUCCAAAUUGUCUAACCCCUGGUAACAUCUUUUAUUCAUUAUCUUCAGGCUAUUAUCACUUCGGGGAUGUGAGGUGAUACAACAUCCUUGUUUUAUUAGGACAGGAUGUUUACUUGGCCUCUCCAACAGAUAAGAAGGAAAUGUUUAAAUCACUUAUGGAAAUUCUAAACUGUUUUCACUGAAUAUACACACUACCUAGAUUCAUGGAGUCUUAGAAUGGGAAGGGAUCAACCAGUAUCUCAGCUUUUCCCGCAGAGUACAAAAAUUCCUUCAGUACCCUUCCUGACAAGCCUCAGUUUUCUAUGACCUGACAAGAAGGCCACCAAGAUCCUUUUGAAAACACAUUUUGGGUAAAUAUGAAUUUCAUUGUUGGUUUAACUUGUUUCAGAUUUUGUAAAAUAGCAUGAUUAUUGAUUACCACACCAGCAUCCGUGAGGAGAGGGGGUGUUAAGUUAUCAAGAGCUAGAGGAAGCGGUAAAUCCUGUCAUUGGAAGUGUGGUUGGUGCCCUUAGCCUCUGCAAGUUCGGAGAACUGUUGAAGGGAAGGUGUCGUUGGCCAGAAUGUCUUUCCCAAAUUUUGUCACUCCUUACACAGCAGAUGUUUCCAGGGCUGCCCAUGGUGAUCCCAACAGCAUUUUAUCUGGUUAUGAAGAUCUUUAAUUCCUUCCAUGUAACUCCCCUGAAAAAUCUAAAUGUUUCCUAAUUUGAGAAUCUGUGACGCUUGCAUUUCACAGGUAAAGUGGACAGUGUACAACUAAAGCCAAAGACUACAUGUUUUGACUAAGUAACUAUGACAUAUAAAAACAUGAUAAUCAUUCAUCAUUUAUACAUAUAUGUAUAGUCUCUAAGCAAAUAAUUAUUAGGUUCAAAGCUGUAUUAGCAUAUAUACCCUGUACUUUGAAAUAUUUUCUUUGCUAAAAGACAAUGCUGUCAGUAAAUGGACCACUGAUCAGAAAAUAA